Molecule: messenger RNA, 1344 nt
Organism: Clavispora lusitaniae ATCC 42720
Lineage: Eukaryota; Fungi; Ascomycota; Pichiomycetes; Serinales; Metschnikowiaceae
Product: pseudouridine synthase
Biological process (GO): tRNA pseudouridine synthesis; mRNA pseudouridine synthesis
Cellular component (GO): nucleus; cytoplasm
Molecular function (GO): pseudouridine synthase activity; RNA binding
Source: RefSeq, a predicted model, not a curated record
AUGUUCAAAAGAGUGAUGAGCGUUGUCUUCAACGCAGAGAAAAAUGCCGCUCGUGACUACGAAAGUUGGCUGAAAACACAGCUCAUCAAGAGAAUCCAGGAGCUUGAAGCGGGCGAAAAUGCGCCAAAGGACGAAGACCCACAAGCGGCCAAAGAACCAUCCAAGGAGCCACAACCAAAGACCAAGCCGGGCAAGACGGCAGCCGCUGGACAGAAAAAAAGAAAGUUCGACUUCAGCAAACACAACACGCGGUUUGUGGCCUUCCGCUUUGCCUACAUGGGCUGGAACUACAAUGGGCUCAACUUCCAGAACGAACCUACACCUCUCCCCACGGUGGAAGAAGAAAUUCUCCAGGCCAUGACCAAGGCAAAACUUGUACCUGAGGCCGACCCAGCAUCGUGCAACUUCAGCAGAUGCGGACGCACAGACAAGGGAGUCAGUGCGUUGAACCAGGUGAUUUCGCUAGAUGUGCGCUCGGCUUUGCUGAAGGAAGAACACGCAGACAAGGAAAAGGACGUGAAGGAGUUGCCAUACUUGACGAUUCUAAAUGCGCUUUUACCUCCAGACAUUCGUAUCACCGCUGUGUGUUUGCGUCCGCCGCCCAACUUCAAUGCCCGUUUCUCGUGCAAGUACAGACACUACAAGUACCUUUUCAAGAAGACGGACUUGGAUGUUGACCUCAUGCAAGAGGCGGCGCUUAAGUACGAGGGCCCCCAUGACUUCCGCAAUUUUUGCAAGAUCGACGGCUCAAAGCAAAUCACCAACCACUGUCGAGAAGUGUAUUCCGCCAGAAUAGAGCACUUCAAAGACGACUUCUACGUCUUUGACUUGAAGGGCACAGCGUUCCUUUGGCACCAGGUGCGCUGCAUGGUGGCGGUGUUGUUUCUGGUGGGCCAGAAAUUGGAGCUGCCGUCGAUAGUCGACGAUUUGCUCAAUGUGAGCAAGUUUCCCAGCAAGCCCAUCUACGAAAUGGCAAACGACGUUCCCUUGGUGCUAUACGAUUGUGUUUUCCCAGAAAUGGAGUGGCUCACGUCCGCAAAUGAUUUCAAUGGCACACAGCGGCCGAAACUUGCCAAAGAGCAUGGCCGUUUCAACUCAUUGUUCCUAGAGUACCAGCUUAAAGCUAAUAUUGCCAGCAUGGUGCACUCUGUUUUCAUGCCCGAAGAAAUUAAAGACAACCUUCUUCAAGGUGCCGGCUACAUCAAUCUCGGCGACGGCAGAGGCAGAAACUUCAAGAAGUACGUGCCUAUUGCCGAAAGGGAAAUGGGUGAAACUGUUGAAGCUGUAAAUGCUCGGCACCGCGAGAAGAAGAAGAGGAAGAUGGACAACAAGGCUGAACAAUGA